AUGCCUUCUAUUCUUCAUAAAGCCAAAGUUUUAUUGUGGGGAGAAACUCCCAAAGAUCCCAAAGAGGCCCGUCUCUUAUUAAAAAUGGAUUGGUUCAUCCUUUCGUUUGCGUGUUUGCUUUAUUGGGUCAAUUACUUGGAUCGAUUGAACUUGAGUAACGCAUAUGUGUCAGGAAUGAAGGAGGAAAUUGGAUUGGUGGGAAACCAAUUCAAUGUGAUCAAUACGAUGUUCACGGUUGGGUACGUGGUGGGGUUGAUCCCACACAAUUUAAUAUUAUUAAGAGUACGUCCUAGUAUUUGGUUAAGUGUCUGCGGAUUCUGUUGGGGUGUGUUAGUAUUGGGAAUGUACAAAGUUGAGCACUUUUACCAGCUUUGUGUGAUCAGAUUCUUCCAAGCAUUCUUUGAAAGUUCAACCUUUACCGGAGUUCAUCUCAUUUUGUCCCAAUGGUACAAAGAGGAAGAAUUGACCAAACGAACGGCGGUAUUCACAUCAUCGGGGCUUAUUGGCAACAUCUUUUCAUCCACCAUGCAAGCCUCCAUUCACACCACUUUGAAUGGUAGAAAUGGGUUACUGGGAUGGAGAUGGUUGUUCAUCAUCGAUUUUAUCAUUACGGUUCCAAUUGUCACGUAUGGAUUCUUCUUUUUCCCUGACACCCCAGCCACUGCCAAAGCCAUCUACUUCACGGAAGAAGAACUCGAAAUUGCCCGGCGUCGGAUGCCUCCCGCCAAAACAGAUGUGUUCAACUGGUCCAUUGUGCGGAGGGUGGUGGGGAGCUGGAAAUGGUACUUGUUCUCGCUCUUAUUUGUGUUUGCUGGAGAAAAUGAAAGUUACUCAACCAACUCGUUGUUUUCGCUCUACCUCACGUAUUUCGGAUAUUCAGUCGAUGCCAGAAACCACUACCCAAUGGGAAUGUAUGCCAUGGGGGUGUUUUUCACGUUUGGGUUCGCCUUAUACGUGGAUGGGACCGGGGCCCGUUAUCACUGGCAUGUGGCGGUAGCUACGGCGGUGAUUAUGAUAAUUCUGACCAUCAUGAUGUUAGCCGCACCUGACAAAAGUAGUGUGAUGUUCGCGGCCCACUAUCUUCUGGGAUGCAGUUAUGCCGGGCAAGCGUCCUACUUUGCGUGGGCUAACGUGGUCUGUGCCAAUGACCUCCAGGAGAGAGCGGUUGUUUUAGCAUCGAUGAAUAUGUUCUCCAAUGCGGUUAAUGCUUGGUGGUCAAUUUUGUUCUACAGUGCGGACACGGCGCCGCACUUCACCAAAGGGUGCUACGCGAUGAUUGCCACCGUGGUGGCCAGUGUAGUGGUGGCGGGGUUAAUUCGGGUUUUCCAGCUUCGUGAUGAACGCAUUGAGCGUCUGCCGGCUGAUGAUGAAAAGCUGGAGCACCUGAUCGGCAAGGAUGGGGUGGUGACGCAAGCGCAAGAAGUCGAAUCGGGUUCGGUGGAGGAGAGUAAGUAG
This is a messenger RNA of Yamadazyma tenuis ATCC 10573, 1455 nucleotides long. RefSeq lists its product as uncharacterized. Gene Ontology annotation, cellular component: plasma membrane. Gene Ontology annotation, biological process: pantothenate import across plasma membrane. The record is from RefSeq and is a predicted model, not a curated record. Gene Ontology annotation, molecular function: pantothenate transmembrane transporter activity. Lineage: Eukaryota; Fungi; Ascomycota; Pichiomycetes; Serinales; Debaryomycetaceae.